AUGCCGUCCUCCAAGAGCGAGAGCGAGUUCUGGAUCGAUGGAUCCCACCGGGAGGCGGCACUGGAAGAUUUCUACAUCGUGGGCCCCGAGCUGGGACGGGGAGCCACCUCGGUGGUGUUCAGCUGCCAGGAGAAGGGCACGGGAGCUCCCUACGCUGCCAAGAUCCUGAAGAAAACGAUCGACAAAAAGAUCGUGAGGACGGAGAUCGGGGUCCUGCUGCGGCUCUCGCACCCCAACAUCAUCAAGCUGAAGGAGAUUUUCGAGACGCCCUCGGAGAUCGCGCUGGUGCUGGAGCUGGUGACGGGGGGAGAGCUCUUCGACAGGAUCGUGGAGAGGGGGUUCUACAGCGAGCGGGACGCGGCGCACGUGGUCAAACAGAUCCUGGAGGCGGUUUCGUAUUUGCACCAGAACGGAGUCGUGCACCGGGACCUGAAGCCCGAGAAUCUGCUCUACGCUGACCUGUCCCCCGAUGCACCCCUGAAAAUCGGUGACUUCGGGCUCUCCAAGAUCCUGGAUGAGCAGGACACGAUGAAAACCGUGUGUGGGACACCGGGGUACUGCGCCCCCGAAAUCCUGCACGGGUGUCCCUAUGGCCCUGAGGUGGACAUGUGGAGCGUGGGGGUCAUCACCUACAUCCUGCUCUGUGGCUUCGAGCCCUUCUUUGACCCUCGGGGGGAUCAGUUCAUGUACAGCCGCAUCCUCACCUGCGACUACGAGUUCGUGUCCCCCUGGUGGGACGAGGUGUCCCCGAACGCCAAGGACCUGGUGCGGCGGCUGCUGGCCCUGGAGCCCCGGCAGCGGCUGACGGUGGCUCAGGCCCUGCAGCACCCCUGGGUCACCGGCCAGGGAGCCAAACUGGCCCACAUGGACAGCACCCAGCGCAAACUGCAGGAGUUCAACGCCAGGAGGAAGCUGAAGGCUGCCAUGAAAGCCGUGGUGGCCUCCAGCCGCUUGGGCAACCACGGCCACCACGACUGCUCCCGCAGUGGCCAGCGGGGACCGCGGGGGCUGGCCCAGCCCGGGGCCACCAGGAGCCCCAGGGGCGGCACGGAGCUCAGCGUGUGCCAGAGUGACCACAGUGUGUGCCAGAGUGACCACAGUGUGUGCCAGAGUGACCACCCAGCUGUGUGCCAGAGUGACCACCCGGGCAUCUGCCAGAGUGACCACCCAGCUGUGUGCCAGAGUGACCACCCGGCCAUCUGCCAGAGUGACCAUCACAGUGUGUGCCAGAGUGACCAUCACAGUGUGUGCCAGAGUGACCACCAGGCUGUGUGCCAGAGUGACCAUCACAGUGUGUGCCAGAGUGACCACCCAGGCAUCUGCCAGAGUGACCACCAGGCUGUGUGCCAGAGUGACCACCCAGCUGUGUGCCAGAGUGACCAUCACAGCGUGUGCCCAGUGCUCCAGAGUGACCACCCGGCAGUGUUCCAGAGUUGCCACUCCACCACACUCCAGAGUGACCACCCCACCGUGGCCCAAGUGUUCAAGAGUGACCACCCCGCCGUGUUCCAGAAUGACCACUCUGCUGUGUCCCCAGUGUUCAAGAGUGACCGCUCCAACGUGACCCCAGUGGCCCCAGGGUUCAAGAGUGGCCACUCCACCACACUCCAGAGUGGCCACUCCACAGUGGCCCCAGGGUUCAAGAGUGGCCACUCCACCACACUCCAGAGUGGCCACUCCACAGUGGCCCCAGUGUUCAAGAGUGACCACCCCGCCGUGUUCCAGAAUGACCACUCUGCUGUGUCCCCAGUGUUCCAGAGUGACCACCCUGCUGUGUUCCAAAGUGACCGCUCCAACGUGUCCCCAGUGCUCAAGAGUGACCACUCCACCAUGUCCCCAGUGGCCCCAGUGGCCGUAUUCCAGAGUGACCACCCCCCAGUGGCUCCAGUGACCAUAUUCCAGAGUGACCACCCCACAGUGGCUCCAGUGACCAUAUUCCAGAGUGACCACCCCACGGUGGCCCCGGUGGCCGUGCCAGGCUCUGGCUGUGACAGUUAA
Messenger RNA from Oenanthe melanoleuca, 1998 nucleotides. Its product is annotated as calcium/calmodulin-dependent protein kinase type IV-like. The transcript has 11 exons. The record is from RefSeq and is a predicted model, not a curated record. The coding region runs from base 1 to 1998 and encodes 665 amino acids. NCBI's taxonomy places the organism in Eukaryota, Metazoa, Chordata, Aves, Passeriformes, Muscicapidae. Gene Ontology annotation, biological process: protein phosphorylation. Gene Ontology annotation, molecular function: calmodulin binding; calcium/calmodulin-dependent protein kinase activity; ATP binding.